UGCUGCUCGUGCGCGGCGUGGGGACGCAGCCCGGCCUGCGCGGUGUCUAUGUGCCUGUGGAAGGGCGGGAGUUGUCCAUGGAGUAGGUCACACUCCGGAAUCCGGACGAAGAAAUUUGGGGGAAAUUAAAAAUCAGACUGUCCCGCCAUGAGAGUUCAAGAGGAUUGCGAACACGGGCAAAACUGUGCGAAUCAGAUGCUGCUUAACCAGCUGAGGGAGAUCACUGGCAUUCAAGACCUCCAGAUUCUCCAGCGUGUCCUUAAUGAAAGUCAGGGGGACAUUAGCCAUGCUGUGGGGCUUCUCACCACACAAACAGCAGAGGAGCAAGUACCUAAGGAAGCUCCACCUGCAGAGCAUCACAGAGAAUCUUCUGUUCAACACAGCAAUGCAGCUAACGAUGAACUGCAGGCCGCCAUUGAACUCAGUCUUCAGGAGUCUCAGCGGGCCGAGGCAGAGGACAGAGAGCUCCACAAGGCUCUGGAGGCCAGUGCUGAGGAGAAUGCAGCCUGUGUGAAGAGGAAGAGGAACGAGGCAUCAGGGGAUAUGAGCAGUCCUGCAGACUGGAUCAGGCAGGAGGGAUGGCCUGUGGGCAUCCGCAAUGUAGGAAAUACAUGCUGGUUCAGUGCAGUCAUCCAGUCUCUGUUCCAUCUGCCGGUGUUUCGCAGACUGGUGCUCAAUUACUGCCUGUCUGAGCGCGUGCUGGAGAAAUGCAAGAGCCACUCUGAGAAGAGAAACAUAGCAUUCAUGCAGGAGUUGCGAUGCCUCUUUGCCUUAAUGCUGGGCUCCAAUCGCAGGUUUGUGGACCCCUCCGCAGCUGUGGAGCUGCUCAGGGAUGCUUUUAGGACCAGCGAGGCACAGCAGGAUGUUAGUGAGUUCACACACAAGCUGCUCGACUGGCUCGAGGACGCCUUCCAGCUGGCAGCUAAUGGCAGUAAUCCAGAAGACAAACAGGACAACCCAAUGGUUCAGCUUUUCUAUGGGACAUUUGUAGCUCAGAGAGUUUAUGAGGGUAAGAUCCUGUCCACCAUUGAGCAGUUUGGACAGUACCCACUGCAGGUAAAUGGGUUCAACAAUUUGGACGAGUGCCUGGAGGGUGCGAUGGUAGCAGCAGAGAUCGAAUCUCUACAAUGUGAUCAAACUGUGUCACCUGGACAGGAGCGAUGGUUCUCGAAGCUGCCACCAGUGUUGACUUUCGAACUCUCUAGAUUUGAGUUCAAUCAGUCUUUAGGACGACCAGAAAAGAUACACAAAAAGCUGGAGUUCCCCCAGAUUAUCUACAUGGACAGGUACCUUCACAGAAAUGUUGAACAGACACAUGGAAGAAGAGGAGAGGUAAAAAGGCUCAAGGACCAGUUAACAGUUCUUCAGCAGAAGCUUGAAAGCUAUAAAAACUAUGGUUCCGGGCCGAACAAAUACCCGCUGGCAGACAUGCUGCAGUAUGUUUUGGAGUUCGCCACCUCAAAACAGACAAAUGCAAGCACGGUGGCCACCUCAUUCGGACCUGCAAGCAUCCCUGCACACACAGAACCCAGCUCAGAACACUCCAGCCAAACAGAAGCAGAUGAUGCAGGCUCAUCAGAUGAUUUAGGCUGCACACAGAGUUCUAACCAGAGGACACCCAUCCACAAGCCCUUCACCCAGUGUAGACCCCCUGCUGAUUGGCCUCAGCACCCAGUGCCCAGCAGCGUGAGCGAGGAGGAGCUACACUUUGUCAGGGGCUGCCUGCAGCGCUGGAGAGCCGAAGCGGAGAACAGCAUCAACGAGCUCAAGGCCAGCAUUGACAAGGUCAGCCAGGCUCUGGAGGGGAUGUACUCAGAUAACAGUCUGUGUCAGGUACCGUAUAGGCUACAUGCAGUUCUUGUUCAUGAGGGACAGGCAUCUGCUGGUCAUUACUGGGCCUACAUCUACGAUCACUCUCAUAAACGCUGGCUCAAGUACAAUGAUGUGAUGGUGACCGAGUCGUCCUGGGAGGAGCUGGUGCGGGACUCUUAUGGCGGAAUGACCAAUGCCAGUGCUUACUGCCUCAUGUACAUUAAUGACGGACUGCCACACCUCAUAGCAGAGGACACAGACAACGAGACAGGACAGGUUUUGCAAGGCAUGGACUCCCUUCCACCCGUACUCAAACGCUACGUCCGUGAGGACAACCGUUGGUUCCAGCAGCAACUGAGGGAAUGGGAGGAGCAAUUCCAUCAUGCGCCUCAGGAAGAGCCCCAGGUUCCCACAGUGCAGCCUAACGCUAGCAACGAGGAGACCAUUCCUGAACCAGAGCAUCCAAAUCCAGAACCAGAUCAAAAAGACAGCCAUGAGAACCCUGAAGUGACGACCACAGAGGCAGAACAGGAGCCGGUCCAGGAUUCAGAAGAGGCCACAACCAGCAUGGCAGCUCUUGAUUUGUCACCAGAGAGCAAUGAGGGGGUAAAGGAGGGUACUGAGGAUGCCACCUCUCCCAGUCCGACCGACAGCCAGCUGGAUGAGAGUCAGAGUCCUGCAUCACCAUCACAUAAGGAAGAAGAAGAGACAGCAGAAGCAGAGGCUGAGAUUAACCAGACUGUAAGUGAGCAGACAGAAACGGAAGCAGUGUCAGACCCACAACCUGAGGCUGAAGAGCCUGAAGAAGCUGAAGCACAGACUUCAUCAGCGGAGGAUACCCAAGCCGAGGCCGCACAACCAGAGAACGAGGUUUCGGUGGUAGAGAUCCCUAAUGUGGGCAAGAUCUUGGUGCUCUCUGAUGCAGAUGGAUAUAACGAAGAGAUGAUGCUUACUCCAGCCAUGCAGGGUGUUAUUCUAGCCAUAGCUAAAGCCAGAGAUGUCUUUGACAAGGAAGGUCCUGAAGCAGGGCUUAUUACGGCAUUUCGAGAGGAGUACUCCAGACUGUAUGCGUUGUCUCAGGAGGAGAUCACCCCCCAGCAGGACCCUCGCCUUCAGCAUGUGCUGGUCUAUUUGUUCCAGAAUAAAGCUCCUGACCGCAUAAUUGAGAGAACUCUACUGGAGCAGUUUGGUGACCGAAACUUGAGUUUUGAUGAUAGGUCUAUCAGUAUCAUGAGAGAGGCCAGAAACAAACUUCGUCUUAUCAAACCAGAAGACAUGGAUAUGGAGGAGUACAUGCAAUGGCAAGAUGACUACAGCAUGUUCAAGACUGUGUUUGCGUACCUGCUGACAGGCCUUGAACAAUACCAAAAUGGAAAAAUUCGAGAGGCACUGAUUUAUCUUGCACAUGCUUACCAAGACAAUUCAGCUCUGCUUAAGAGCGGGGAAAAGAGAGGUGUGGACCACAACCUUAUAGGACUUUACAGGAAAAAAUGCCUAAAGGAGCUUAAUGAAAAUGCAGCAACACUUUUUAAAAAUGGAGAAGAGAGCGACGUGGAGGAGGGCGUGGUCAUCUUGAACGACUGCGUCAUCCCCUGCAUGCACCUUAUGGUCAGAGACAGUGUCACGCAGGAGGACAUGGAUGCUAUUGAGGCGAUCAGGAGUCACUGGUGCUCCUACCUGGAACAGGAAAUGAACGAUUCCCAGCAGGAGAAGCUGAGUGAGUUCUUGCCGAGGGUUCUGGACUGCUCUGCUGAAAGGGUGGUGCUGAAAGAGCCACCCAAAGUGAGAAAGUCACCCCACGACCUGUGUAGCCGCUUAGCCGCCGUCAUGGAGUCCAUCUAUAGCACAUCAGUUGUUACAGUGAAGUGAGCAUUGAAGGUGACAUCAUGGUUACCUUCGUAAUGUGCCACGAUUUAGCCACCGAAUCUUGUUAAACGGUCAACCACUGGUUUUCUAAUAUUGUUGCACUAAAUAUAUAGCUGUGUCUUUUUUAUACAUAUUUUUAUCUUGCAUUGGUCAACCCUGACAUGUCACUGGAUACACAGUGAGGUGUUUGCAGAACAAUGGCUCAGUCAUGUCAUGAUGUUUUAAUGUGUCUGAUCUCAGGAAAGAUCGGUCAGAUUAUAUUUUGUCGCACAGAAUACCUUUUCAUUAUGAAAGCCAGGUAUCUGAGAAAAAAAAUGGCAAACUUUUCUCACACACGUGCUAUAGAAUGACAUUGGAGUGAAAAUGGCCCGUAGUCACCAUAGUCAUAAUGUUUCAGAUUGCUAUGCUGGUUUUUCACCUCUCUGUUUCUUUGUUCUAAGUCUGUGCUAACCCUCAAUAAACUUUCUUUUACUUUGUUGUACUAUU
This is a messenger RNA of Clarias gariepinus (North African catfish), 4164 nucleotides long. It is a transcript of the gene usp28, whose product is annotated as ubiquitin specific peptidase 28. Gene Ontology annotation, biological process: protein deubiquitination; regulation of protein stability; DNA damage checkpoint signaling. The record is from RefSeq and is a predicted model, not a curated record. The coding region runs from base 148 to 3681 and encodes 1177 amino acids. The transcript has 26 exons. Lineage: Eukaryota; Metazoa; Chordata; Actinopteri; Siluriformes; Clariidae. Gene Ontology annotation, molecular function: protein binding; cysteine-type endopeptidase activity; cysteine-type deubiquitinase activity. Gene Ontology annotation, cellular component: cytosol; nucleus.